Messenger RNA from Mixia osmundae IAM 14324, 3087 nucleotides. RefSeq lists its product as uncharacterized. The coding region runs from base 1 to 3087 and encodes 1028 amino acids. The record is from RefSeq and is a predicted model, not a curated record. The transcript is spliced from 4 exons. Gene Ontology annotation, cellular component: Mpp10 complex; sno(s)RNA-containing ribonucleoprotein complex; nucleus. Gene Ontology annotation, biological process: rRNA processing. NCBI's taxonomy places the organism in Eukaryota, Fungi, Basidiomycota, Mixiomycetes, Mixiales, Mixiaceae.
AUGGUCCGCGCGACCGGUAGCACGCCAAAGCAGGGGCAGCGCAAGGCUAGCGGCUCGAAUGGGUCGCCGUCGUCAGGCACCGACAGUCCUUUAUCGUCAUCACCGAGCAAAGUUGUAGGACGCAAAGCAUCCGCAAAGGCCAAAGGCAAGGCGAAAGCGGGCACAUCACCUUUGCAUAGCCCUGCCGCAUCGAAUGGGACCAACCAAGGGGCUGUAAACUCGGCAGAUGAAGCGCUCGUCUCGCUCAGAGCAUUUUCAGACAGCCUGGCAGAUGCCAUCCAUCUCUUUGCAGAGCCCACUGCAGCUCUAGAAAGCUUGUCAAAUAGCGAACCUAGCUCCAGCGCUCGCACUCUGCAAGAGCCUACGCGGUCAGGCCUCAAAGCUCUCUUUGACUAUGCUCUUGCCAGCGAGCCAGAAGCACUCGAUCGAAUAGACGAGCUUUUACAUGCACUCAGCAAUGGUGGCGGAGAUCGACAUCAGACUCGCUCAAUGACGCGCAAACAGCAAGCCGCUCGCCUAUCAUCAAAGGCAAAGGAGCGACAUCCCCUGCUAGCGCCUACGCCGCUUUCCGAACUCUACCUACCCUCAUCCGCUGUGUCUGGCGGACUUGCAAACAGUGCGUCGUCCGUGUGGACACAGAUUGACAUGCGAGCUAGUCGGUUACGCGAUCUCGCAAAAUAUACCUUGAGCGGUGGUCAAGAAGAGGCACUCGAGAACGCGCCUUCGGACGAUGAGACCGACGGAAACGGCUCAGACGCGAUGAACGGAGAUGACAGCGACGAAGAAGACGAUUCAGAUGAAGAAGCGACAGCCGUGCCAAACGACUCGCUCAUGCUCAUGCGCAAUGCCAAGGCAGAGCAAGCGAGCGGUAUGUCACCAGACGAACUAGAAGCACUGCGCGAAGAGCUCGGCUUCGAUCCCUUCGCCGCAGACGAUGCUGCGUCGAGCGAAACUGACGACAGCGAGCAGCAGCAGCAGGAUGAGUCAGAAGUCGACUUUGAGCUCGAUGAGCCAGAGUACUACGUUCCACUCAUACGAAAAGUCAAGCCGCAAGCAAAAGCUAACGCUUUCAAUCCCUUUGCACAGCACGACGACGAUGCUUCAGACAGCGAUGCAGAAGGAGAAGGGGAGCAGGAGCCUGUGCCUGCCAAAGCCAGUAUGAGCAGCCAGAAGGCAAAGACUAAAGCCAAUGAAAAUACAGCAGAAAACGAAGACGAACAAGCUGGCCUUUCGCUUGACAAUUUCGAUGCAGCGCCGAUUCAGAACGGCAAAUCGGCUGUCAAAGCGACGACUCGGGCACCUGUAGACGAUGACUUCUUCAGCUUAGACGACUUUCAUCGUCAAACAGAUCAAGGCGAGGCGGAUCUCAGGCGACUACUGCAGAAGCAGAACGCAAUUGCAGAAGGGCGCGAUCCUGAAGACGUUGGGGACGAGGAAGUCGUUGACUUAUUCGCACCUGUCGACGAAGCGCCAGAGGAUGACGAGUCAGACGAGUCAGCAGCAGAAGCGAUGGACCUCGAAGAUGUAGCAGAUAUCAAGUAUAGCGACUUUUUUGAUGCGCCGGUGACAGUCUCGAAGAAACGGAAGCAAUCGUCACUUAGUAAGACAGAGAAGCCGUCGCCUCGCAAGACUGCCAGGGUGGCCUCGGCCAACGGCGCUGCAAAACGCAAAGUGAGCUUCAACAACCAAGUGCGAGUGAAGGAUAUCCCCGCUCGGCCUGGUGCUGCCGGUCAUUCGCUCUCAAAUGUGUUUGCUUCGAACAGUCGCGUCCGUCGUGCUCUGGCGCAGAUCGGUCUUGAUCCUUCCAUCGCCGAUGAAGUAGAGGACGAAGAAGAUAGCAGUGACGCAGACGAUGAUGAAGAUUCUGACACUAUUCCUGCUUUUCCCGUUACGGAAGAUUCCGAUGACGAUGACGAAGCAGCCUUUGACGGACAAGGUUCUGACGACGAGGACGUAGAUGACGACGUUGACUUGGAAGAAGACAGCGACGCAGGAGAAUCCGAAGGCGGCUCAUCCGGCGAAGAGCAGGACGUCUUGCACGACGAGGGCACGGAUCUGCCGAGCGACGCAGACAUGCACGACGAUCUUGCGGACGGACUACAGGACGAGCAGGAUGAUGGUACGGAAGUCAUGUCUCGCGUCAGGCACAAUCUGUUGGACGACGAGGAGGACAAAUCAGCAUCAGGUCUAUCGACGCACCAGAAGCGUCUUGCGGCACUCAACGCUCAGAUCAGGAAGCUAGAAGCAGAGAACAUUGCAGAGAAGGAUUGGGCGCUCAAGGGGGAAGUGCGCAGUCGAGAUCGACCGCAGAAUAGCUUGCUCGAAGAAGAUCUCGAAUUCGAGCACUCGAGCAAGGUCGUGCCCGUGGUGACCGAAGAAGUUACGCUCACUCUCGAGGCCAAGAUCAAGCAAAGAAUUCUCGACGCGAAUUAUGAUGAUGUCGUGAAGCGCUUACCAUUCGAUCCCAAGGCAUUCAUCCCAUCUUCGCAGCUCCAGCUCGAUAUGGAGCAAUCUUCGCGCGGCUUGGCAGAUGUCUAUGCAGAUGAGUUCGCUGAGGAGCGAGAACUUGCGGCUGGUGGCAAGAUUGUCAAUGCUAGAGACGCCAAGCUGGUCAAGCAGCACGAGGAGCUCUCUGCUCUGUUCGAGGACGUCUGCGGCAGGCUCGAUGCGCUCAGCAACGCGCAUUACACGCCAAAACCUCCGCAAGCAACAAUCACCACCGUUGCAAAUCUACCCUCGGUCACACUGGAAAGUGCACUGCCAACCGCUCAAUCUACUGCAAGUCUCAUGGCGCCAGAGGAAGUCUAUAAGCCAAAGCUUGCAAUCAGCGCGACGAGCGAAGAAAAGUCGAGUCAGGAAAAGAAGGCAGAUCGCCAGAGGCGACGCAAAGAGAGAGCAGUACUCGCGGCGACCGUUGAUAAGUACGGUAGUGGCUCAAGGGCGCAGAAGCAAAAGGCAGUCGAUCAGCUGUCAAAGCAGCGCGGCGUACAGCUACUCGCAAGUGCCGGCAAGCCAAGCGAUACUCGCAAAGCUCAACGCACCAAGCCAAUUCUUCCUGAUAAUGCUGGUUUGCAGCUCAAGCUAUGA